GGACAAGGGUGACAUUGCCCUUGGCUCCGAGCAGGUGGUGCCCGGGGCGUACUGACUUGACCAGACUUUACUGAUCAGACAUUAAACGUUUUAGAACAAGUCCACUAAGCCACCCCGGGCGAUAGCUGCAAAGCAUUGUGUCUCCGGAGUAAUUACACUAACCUUUAUUGAAAGAAAGCGGGGACUAGGAGGUUUAUUCAGCGAGUUUGAAUCCCCAUUACUCGACGUAGACCACAUACUGGCGGCGACUCGACAUAUAGGGAAACUAUUGUUGACUUCUUUCUGCAACCCUUCCAAUGGGUCGCUGCGUUGCGUUGCUGCUCUGGGCUGCUGCUGCCCUGAGCAUUGCUACUGCUUCGGCUUCCCGACUGGACGCUUCCAACACCCGCGCCCACCCUCUCCGCGGCCUGCUCGCCGCCAACGGCUUCCCCUGGUGCCAGUGCCAGACGUACGACUGCAAGUGCAGCCCCUACAAGCUGGUCCUCCAGGAAAGCACCAAGCUUAACGCCACCACCACCCGCACCUGCUUCAGCAUCUCCUACAUCGGCUGCGACACCUCUCGGGACUGCUGCCGAGGCCUACUGGGCUCCGUUGACAAGCUCUCGCUGGACACCACCGUCCCCUGCGGCAACAAGGCCAACAUCCUGAAGGUCACGGUCAACGGCGCAACGCACCUCUCAUGGAGGCCCUACGACCGGGACACGGGAUAUGAGUUCAAGAUCUAUGAUCUGGGUAUGAACAACGCGACCUUUUCCGGAUCUAAGAUUUGCAUCACCACCAAGACCCCUUGCGCCUCGUCCGGCGACCUGUGCACUAACUCGGCAGCACCGAGCAAGGGAUGCAGGUACUCAUUCGCAGACACCUCGGCAACUAACUACUGCCCCAUCUGCUCCACGGUUACGAGUCUUCCUCCUCCUCCGCCCCCACCUUCUCCUCCGCCGCCUCCACCACCCCCUCCGCCUUCCCCACCCCCACCUUCUCCUCCUCCGCCGCC
Messenger RNA from Astrephomene gubernaculifera, 994 nucleotides. The record is from the annotation of a GenBank genome assembly. Lineage: Eukaryota; Viridiplantae; Chlorophyta; Chlorophyceae; Chlamydomonadales; Astrephomenaceae.